Molecule: messenger RNA, 963 nt
Organism: Sinocyclocheilus rhinocerous
Lineage: Eukaryota; Metazoa; Chordata; Actinopteri; Cypriniformes; Cyprinidae
Product: oxidoreductase NAD-binding domain-containing protein 1-like
Exons: 7
Coding region: 21-785 (254 amino acids)
Cellular component (GO): mitochondrion
Molecular function (GO): oxidoreductase activity
Source: RefSeq, a predicted model, not a curated record
UCAGACCGUCAUAUCCGAUCAUGAGUGUCCCGUGUUUUGUGAGAACGGCGGCCAGAAGUAUCGCCGGUGGAUCAGGACAGUUCAGACUAGCUGUUUGCUGUUCAUGUAAAAACACAGUCACACGAAAAAUGUCAUCCAGGAGACAGACUGACCAUCUAGAAAGAACUGCUAGCGUUCAUAGACAAAUGGAACUUUUCUCUGCACGUGUUUGUGACAUUAUGAAUGAAUCUGAUUCAGUAAAGAGACUGAGACUGGAGGUGCCACAUCCUGACUUCAGCUUCCGCGCUGGACAGUGUUUUGAGAGAGUGUGCUGCUCUGUGGACUCUCCGGUAACUGUGAGGGUGGGAGGUAACUUCUACUUUGACCCUCAACCUUCUGACCCUGUGGUGGACCUGUUGCUGAUAGCUGGUGGUGUUGGCAUCAACCCUCUGUACUCCAUCCUGCUGCACGCAGCUGAUCUGCUUAAACACACUCACCUGUGCUACAGCGCCAAGAACACCAAAGAGCUGCUCUUCAAGAACACCAUUAUUGACAUUUGUCAGGAGCGACCAGAUAAAUUCUCCUGCGAUUUCCAUGUUACCCAACAGAGCUCUGACAUAGAGCAGGAACUUCAGCCUUACACCAUAAAUGGAAGGAUAUCAGAAGAGGAACUUAAGCGCCAUGUAGAUCCUGAGCACACAUUGUGUUAUCUUUGUGGCCCUCCUCCUAUGAUAGAGAAAGUGAAUUCAGACCUGCAGAAAGUCGGCCUAUCGGAGGACAGAAUCCUUUUUGAGAAAUGGUGGUAGCUCCACAACUCAGAUAAUCACAGCGAUGGAUGCAUCUGCAUCAUCAUAGAAACAGACUGUAAUGGCAAUGGACCAGUAAAGCCUUUGAGAUCAACAGACGCUAUGUCUGCAUUCUCCACAUUUAAAGGGAUAGUUCACCCAAAAAUGAAAAUUACCCCAUGAUUUACUAACCCUCAAG